Chenopodium quinoa (quinoa) is the source of this 1426-nucleotide messenger RNA. RefSeq names its product sister chromatid cohesion 1 protein 2-like. Gene Ontology annotation, cellular component: cohesin complex; synaptonemal complex. The transcript is spliced from 9 exons. Lineage: Eukaryota; Viridiplantae; Streptophyta; Magnoliopsida; Caryophyllales; Amaranthaceae. Gene Ontology annotation, biological process: mitotic sister chromatid cohesion; synaptonemal complex assembly; replication-born double-strand break repair via sister chromatid exchange. The record is from RefSeq and is a predicted model, not a curated record. Gene Ontology annotation, molecular function: chromatin binding. Bases 93 to 1277 code for a protein of 394 amino acids.
CACUAUGCAACAGGAAACUUGGUCGUUCACUCAAACACCUGAUAAAUUAGCCUUUGCACGAGAAACAUCUGGCCAUACUCAUACUCCUGAUAAUGUUUUCACCUCAUCGGAUGGAAUUUAAUGGUACUAGCUCUCCAAACCUCUUAAAGGACUUUAAAACAAGCAAGGAGAAGCUUCGAGAGUUAAGAUUUACUGAAGAAGAGGGCGUGGACUUUGAAUUGGAUGUUGAACUUCUCAAUAUGAUAAAUGAAUAUCAAGCACAAACUACUGAUAAUAUGGAUGUGGAUGCCCUAAAGAAAGAUCUAAUAGAGAAUCAAGAUCACGUUAUAUUAAAAGAGAAGGAAGUGCCGUCUUCCACAGAGAAGACCCGUGAUUCAGAAGUUGCAUAUGCUGGAGUUACUGCUACUCCUGAGUUUAUGGUCGUGCCCACUCCUGCUAAGAAGGAGAAGAUUGAACGACCUUGCAAAAGAAAAUGCGUGUAUGAUGAAAUUACAAUGUUGGAUAAUGAGAUAAUGAAGCGGGUCAUUAAGGGCGCAAGUGGCUUGGUAUGUAAGAAAAGGAAAGCUCCUCAUACAGUCAUCGAUUUGUGGAGGCUUCAUCAUAUUUCAGCCCUUCCAAACAGUUUUUUGGAGCCUUUGAUACCCUGGGAUGCUUUAGAGCUGGAAGUCAUCUGCCGUGAAGUAACAAAAGCAAGAACUGAACCAUCUACAAGUCAUGCAGUCGAACCCAUUGAAAUUACCCAACCUCCAGUAAAGCAGCAGGAUGCUGCAACUUCAAGUGCCCCCACUGACAGUCGAUCAACAAUCGCUCCAGGAACUCCAAUUCAGUGUCCAAAUUCUGCCAGGGUAUUUGGAAGCUUCAGGGGUGCAGAUUCAGAUGGGGAAGGUGCUCAUUCGUAUGAGAAUAGAAGGUUGGAAAUGUCUGUGUACGAUGCAGCGGAAGACAGUUGUGGUCCUAGUCUGGUGGCUGAGAUGAAUGAAAAUGAAGGAGAUAGUCAAGAACUCCAUAGGAACAAGAAUGGAGAAUUGUCUGCUAGAACCAGAACUGUGGCGAGAUACCUGCGUCGAGUAAUCCAAAGAAAGAAGCAGGAAGGUGUACAAGGCAUUACACUGCUACCCAUUGUUAAACAUAAAACCAAGAGGGAAAAUGCAUUGCUUUUUUUCGAAAUACUGGCGUUGAAAACUGGUGGACUCUUAAAUGUAGUGCAAGAGAGAGCUUUCGGAGAUGUGCUUUUGCAGGAAACUCCUAAACUUGAAGAAGCUCUGAAGAAGUGCUAAUGACAAUAGUGUGCCUAAUAGAACUAUAGAAGUGGUAAAUAUGCCAGUUUUGCAGGAACUACAGUAGAUUAGUGAACUAGUUUCUUUGUUGCUGCCUGCAACAAACUCACCCAUUUAGAGUAUACUUUUCCUUUUAAAAAAAAAAAAAA